AUGAUAAAUCGAACAUCCAUAAAUGUUGAGAAUGAAAAUGAAUAUGAUGAAAAUUGUAGUGUUGAGUAUGUAAAUUAAGAAUCAGAGUCUGAGAAUGAUGAAAAUAAUUAUAGUGAUUAUAAUGUAGAUUCUCCAUUGUCUCCAUGUUAUGAUAAUCUAUUAAAAGAAUAACAUCCCUUCUUACAAUGUUAAAGUAAAUUGAAACAAAUAAUUAGUAAUAAGAAAUAGUUUUAGAAAAUUAUUUAGAUCCAUUUUAUAAAAUAGGUUUUAAAGCUUUUUCUUAAGAUUGUUUUUUUGAAGAGAACAAGUAUUCUUCAGAAUUUAUUGAUCAUAUUAAAUUAUCAGAUUUUUAAACCUUUAGUUUUAAUGUUUUAAAGAAAAGUCCAUCAUUUUUCAGCACUAUCAAAACAUCCACUAUUUUAUAGUAUGAAAAAAAUUUAGACCUGAAAAAUUGUGUAUUGACUUUAAAUAAUGAUUAAAAUGAAAUAGUAAAAACUGCAUUAUUUCACAUUUUAUGUUUUACUAAAGAAAUAGAAUCUUUAAAUCAACCUAUAUUUCAUUGUAUAUAUAAUUUUAAAAAAUUUAAGUGUAAAAAGCUUUAGAAAUAAUCACUAAAUAGGAAUAAUCAAUAAAAGAUGAAAUUUAUAUGUAAAUUGUUAAAUAGAUUUCUAAUAAUAAAACAUAAAGUUUAAUCUAUUAUUAUCAAUUUAUGGCAGUUUAUGCUUCUGUUUCUUGUCCUAGUAAGGACUAUUUCAAACCUUUAAUAAAUUACUUUUAUAAAAAAAAAGAGAACAAUUCAUUACAUUAAAACUAUUGUAAUUUUAUUAUAAAUAGAUUAUAUCAUACUUUUAAUACUAAGAAUGGUAAUCAUAUAUUAAUUUUUUAGAUCUAUUAUAUCUCACUGAAUAAGAUAUAAAUAAAAUAAUGCAUAUGAAACCAUUAUUAUAUGAAAUUUAAUUAUAUCAUUUUGCAAAAUUUUAUAUGGAAAUGAAAGUUGAUUUAAAUUGUGGUGAUAUUUUAAAUUAUAUUUCUGAAUAGCUAAAUCUAAAUCAUCGAAAUUAAUUAUGUUUAUGUUUAAUAAAAAUAAGUAAAAAGAUUAAUGAAAUUUAUUUGAAUGAUAAUGAUUGUUUAUUCAAAAUAAUAAAAGAUCAUAUUCAAACUUACAAUAAAACAACUGAAAUAAUAAAUUAUCCACAACCUUCAUUUAAAUUAGUGAUUAAAUUAAUGAAAAUAUCAUCACCAUAUUAAAAUAUAGAAAUAUUUACUUUAGCAUAUAUGGUAGCAAUUCAAGAUUAUUUAAAUGAUGUAGAAUUUUAUAAUUUAUUAUAAGUUUUUCCCUUUAGAUGAAGAUGAAAUUGAGCAAAUUUGUUCACUUAAAUUAGCUGCUGAUUAUGGUCCAAAAAGACAUUUAAAAGCUGAAUAAAUUGACAUAAAUGAAUAUAUUCCACUUUUUAAAAAGAAUACAUUUGAUUCAAAUGAAAGGUUGAGUAAAAUUAUUUAAAAUUAUAAUUAAUAAAGAAUAAUAAAUUCAAGAGAUGCAAGAUAUAAGAUUUUAGAAAUAUUAGACCAAUUUCCUCGUUUUUUGGGAUCAACUUACAAAUGUUCACUAAAAGAGUUUAAUUAGAAAAGUAGUAUUCCGAAUAUAAAAAUUAUCUUAAAUAUAACUUUUAGAGGUUUAAUUUGUAGUCUUCCUUAAGAUUAAAGAGAAUAUAUAUGUCACAUAGAUUAUGAUUUGAUUAAUAACUAUGGGAAAGCAAAUAAUUAAACAUUACAUAUUGUAACAUUAGAUAAAUAAAUUUAUUUAACUUUUUCAACUCAUAUAGAAUGUGAAUAAGUUUAUUAAUUUAUUUUAAAGCAUGAAAGUUAGAUUUCAUCUAAUGAUUUCAAUUAUACAAAUCUAUCAUGA
This is a messenger RNA of Paramecium sonneborni, 1906 nucleotides long. Lineage: Eukaryota; Ciliophora; Oligohymenophorea; Peniculida; Parameciidae. The record is from the annotation of a GenBank genome assembly.